UUUCACAAUAUUUUUUUUGUCAGUGUUAAAUAAUUAGUAAUAGGUUAUAGGCUCUGUUGAAAAAAUUAACAAAAAAACAUAAACAAAUAGAUAAGUACUUACCAUUUUGUUCUAUAUAAUAUCCAUUCAACAAGAGCUCGUAAUGAUAAACUUGAAACCAUCUAAUAUCUUAUGGUGGGAAGAUGGCAAGCACAAAAUUCGUCUUCGGAUAUUUUGUCAUUCCUCUCUUCUUUCUUUUUGCAUCAACUCAUUACCAUGUUGCUAGCAGUAAUGUUAGCAGUACUCUUUGCAUUAAGGAAGAGAGAAUGGCACUCCUUAAAAUAAAAAAAGAUCUCAAUGAUCCUUCCAAUUGCCUUUCUUCAUGGGUUGGGAAAGAUUGUUGCAACUGGAUUGGUAUACAAUGUGACAACCAAACAGGUAACAUUCUUAAGCUUGAUUUGCAAAACCCACAUAUCUGCACAGAUGUACUGUCACUGUCUCCUUUAAGCGGGAAGAUAAACCCUUCAUUAGUUGACUUAAAACAUUUGAGUCACUUAGACCUAAGCUUUAAUAAUUUCAAAGGAGUUCCCAUUCCAGAAUUUAUUGGUUCUCUCAAUAUGUUGAAUUACCUUGACUUAUCCAAUGCAAACUUUUCUGGAAUGGUCCCUACUCGUCUAGGCAAUUUGUCAAACUUGCACUAUCUUGAUAUCUCUAACCCAUUUUCUUCGCUUUCGGUCAAAGACGACUUAAGCUGGAUCUCUACUCUUUCUUCACUUCAAUAUCUUGGCAUGGGUUAUAUAAAUAUUAGCAAUUCGCCACACCAGUUGUUUCAAGCUGUGAAUAAGAUGCCAUCUCUGUUUGAGUUGCAUUUGGCUUCUUGCAGCCUUGCUUCUCUCCCUCCAUCUUCACCUUUUUUAAAUAUUACAUCACUUUCUGUGCUUGAUCUCUCUGGAAAUCCUUUCAAUUCCUCAAUACCUUCUUGGUUGUUCAACAUGAGUACCCUUACAAAACUUAAUUUUUACGAUUCAUCUCUAAAAGGUCUCAUUCCUUCUAUGCUUGGAAGAUGGAAUCUUUGCAAGAUUCAGGAUCUAGACAUCGGUUUUAAUGAUCUAACCGGUGAUAUAACUGAAAUGAUCGAGGCCUUGUCUUGUAGCAACCACAGUUUGGAGUUUUUAGAUUUGAGUUAUAAUCAACUAACUGGCAAAUUGCCUAAUUCUUUAGGGCAAUUUACCAGUUUAAAUUAUCUUGAUCUGUCAAGAAACACAGUGAACUCACACAUGGGUAUCUCAGGUCCUAUGCCAACAUCUAUAGGAAACUUAUCAAAUCUAGGUUCUCUGAACUUGGACAGCAAUAUGAUGAAUGGGACAAUUCCUGAAAGCAUUGGUCAACUAACCAAUUUGUAUUCUCUAAACCUGCUUCAGAAUUAUUGGGAAGGUACAAUGACAAAUAUUCAUUUACAUAAUCUCACAAACCUAAUCAGUUUAUCUGUGUCAUCAAAAUAUUACCCAUUUACUUUGAAAGUGAUGAAUGAUUGGGUUCCACCUUUUAAGUAUUUGACUCAUGUUGAAAUCAGUGGUUGUCUAGUUGGCCCAACAUUUCCUUACUGGCUCAGAAACCUAAAGUCCUUGAAUGAGAUAAUCCUACAAAAUGCUGGAAUUACAGGGGAAAUACCACAUUGGUGGCUUUACAGUAUGUCCUCCAAUAUUUGGCAUUUAGAUGUUUCCCACAACAAAAUAAGUGGCUAUUUUCCUAAAGAAAUGAACUUCACUUCCUCCAAGUCACCUACAGUUGACUUUUCUUUCAAUAAGUUGAAGGGUUCAAUCCCACUUUGGUCUGGACUAAGUGCUCUUUACUUAAGGAACAACUUGUUAUCCGGAACAGUACCAACCAACAUUGGCGAAGAGAUGUCACAUUUGAUGUACUUGGAUCUCUCAAAUAACUACCUAAAUGGGAGAAUCCCACUAUCAUUAAAUAGGAUUCAAAAUUUGAGUUAUCUUGAUCUAUCCAACAAUUAUCUCAUAGGGGAAAUCCCCGAGUUUUGGAUGGGUAUGCAGAGUUUACAAAUCAUUGAUUUAUCCAACAAUAGUCUGUCAGGUGGAAUUCCAACAUCAAUAUGCUCACUGCCUUUACUAUUUAUCCUAGAAUUGAGCAACAAUAACCUAUCUACAGAUUUGUCUUCAGCCUUUCAAAAUUGUACUAAGCUGAAAACACUUUCGCUAGAAAACAACAGGUUUUUUGGGUCUUUACCGAAUGAAAUAACAAAAAACCUCCCUUUACUUGCAGAGUUAUUGUUGAGAGGCAACACACUCACAGGAAGCAUUCCUAAAGAGAUAUGUCGUCUACCUUCCCUCCAUUUAUUGGAUCUUGCAGAAAACAAUAUCUCAGGAUCCAUACCAUCAUGUUUGGGUGAUGUGCACGGUUUCAAACUGCCUCAAACGCACUUUAUUGAUUUCGUUUAUUCAUAUCAAACUGUAGGCUAUGUACCGUACACGAGACACACAGAAUUGGUCCUAAACGGAAGAAUAGUCGAAUACUUGAAACAAAUGCCAGUGCAUUCCACCAUUGAUCUCUCAAAGAAUAAUCUUUCUGGAGAGAUACCAGAGAAGAUAACACAGCUGAUUCACUUGGGUGCUCUAAAUUUGUCUUGGAAUCAGCUAACUGGGAAUAUACCCAGAGACAUUGGAUUGCUAAAAGAUUUAGAAAAUCUUGACCUUUCACAUAACAAAUUUUCAGGUCCUAUCCCUCCAAGCAUGGCUUCCAUGACAUUCCUGAGUCAUUUGAACUUGUCAUACAACAAUCUUUCUGGAAGAAUUCCGCUGGGUAAUCAGUUUGGCACCUAUGAUGCAUCAAUCUACAUAGGCAACCCAAAGUUGUGUGGAGAUCAUUUACUGACAAAUUGCUCAUCAUUGUUUCCUGGAAAUGGAGAACAAGACAGAAAACAUGAAGAUAAUGCUGAUGGAGAUGAUGACAAGACUGAAAGAUUGGGACUAUAUGCAAGCAUAGUUGUCGGGUAUAUUACUGGCUUUUGGGUUGUGUGUGGAAGCUUGGUGUUAAAGAGGUCUUGGAGACAUGCAUAUUUCAAUUUUGUAUUUGACACGAGAGAUAAACUUCUGGCUUUGACGGAGGUUUAUAUGGCACGUGCAAAGCGCAAAUUUGGAUUGGAAAGGAAUUGAGAGUGUAGUCAGUAUUCAAAUAUAUUUCUUACCUAUAUUGUUUGAACUUCAAAUCUGAUUGUGGUUAUGUUUUUCUUGUGUGCAUUGUUUAAAUUUGUGUGUAAGGUAUAUGAGGUGACUCUUGAGUGAAAUAAAGAGUGGAUGAUAACAUGUUUGAAGUGGGUUAUUUAAGUUAGAAAUUUUUGUACAUCAGUAAAAAACUUAGCUAUCAUAGGUUCGUGAAGUUUGUGAUUAUAGAUAUAGCUAUUUAUAUGUGUUCUUGACUGAAUAAAGCAUAAUCAUGUUUUAGAUUCAGGGGAUAAGCUAAUAAAUGUGCUAAGUGUUUGGGUAUGCAGCCUUACUUAUCUCAAUGGUAAUAUAAUGAGGUUGAUCAGCCGUAUAAUUUAGACUGUAUUUUUUUUUUGACACUGUAUUUUUUAUUAAUUUGUUUAUUGAAGUUUUUUCCAUUCUAUUUUAGUUCCUUGAGUUACAAACAUUAGACAGUUGGUUAAGUUUUUUUCCCCUUAAUUUUGGUCCUUGUGUAUUCAAUGGUAGAAAGGAUAAAAGUGUCUAAUGUUUGUGAUUUAAGGGGCAAAAAAAUUAAUCAGUCCAAGGUAUCUGAUGUUUGUAACUUAAGGGAUCAAAAUAGAUAA
Molecule: messenger RNA, 3784 nt
Organism: Trifolium pratense (red clover)
Lineage: Eukaryota; Viridiplantae; Streptophyta; Magnoliopsida; Fabales; Fabaceae
Product: receptor-like protein EIX2
Exons: 1
Coding region: 183-3152 (989 amino acids)
Molecular function (GO): protein binding
Source: RefSeq, a predicted model, not a curated record